Molecule: messenger RNA, 1291 nt
Organism: Lucilia cuprina (Australian sheep blowfly)
Lineage: Eukaryota; Metazoa; Arthropoda; Insecta; Diptera; Calliphoridae
Gene: Sbp2
Product: selenocysteine insertion sequence-binding protein 2
Exons: 3
Coding region: 94-1011 (305 amino acids)
Biological process (GO): selenocysteine incorporation
Cellular component (GO): ribonucleoprotein complex
Molecular function (GO): ribonucleoprotein complex binding; selenocysteine insertion sequence binding; mRNA 3'-UTR binding
Source: RefSeq, a predicted model, not a curated record
CUGAAAGAUAACAAAAAUCUAGAAUCUCUUUAACACUGCUAGUAUUUUGUUAAUAAAACUACACAAAAUAUAAUAAAAAAUCAACAAAUAAAUAUGUCCGAUAAAUUUAAAGUAAUUGAUCAUGCCACCUUCGAAAGAAUGCAACAAAAUAGCAGUAAUGCACCUGCUGCCACAACUGCCUUACCGAAAAUACGCAAUUCCAAAUAUAAACGUAUGACUGCCACAAACAAUUUCAAUCUGCUGCAAUUUGUCAAAGUCAAACAACGAGGGAAAUCAAAGGGCCUAGCAAAGAAUGUUAGAGUAAGGAAAUGCAUUGUAGAUACACACAGAGUACUAUUAAAGAAAAGGGGAAAACAAAGGGAAAAUGGUAAAGUAAAAAAGCCAAGUCGUCUGAAAAAGUCUAUUUUACAAUAUCGCCAAAUGAAACGCGAACAGGCGGCUAGGCUGGAGAAGGAGAUAGAUGAAUCAGCAGAUAAAUUGAUGAAGUUGGUGGUGAAUGAUGGUAGAGUAGAAAAUGAAAAGAAAAGUUAUCGUUUACAUUCAAAUCGAUUUCGAGAAUAUUGUAACUGUUGCACCACACCCGAAUUGAAAGAACAUUGUGAGCAACUUAUACGAGAACUAAAUCACUUUCAACGAAGAGCUUAUGCUCAAAACCAAAUUAAAGCACGGGCCCACAAACGUUUUGUUAUAGGUUUUCAUCAAGUGCAAAAUUACUUGCGCAUCAAUAAAAUCAAAUUAGUUAUAAUUGCUACCGAUUGUGAACAUACGGAAGGAGAUGUUACUUUAGAUGCAACAAUUGAAAAUAUUAAAACUAUAUGUCAUGAUCAGCAAAUACCGGUGGUGUUUGCAUUUCAACGAAGACAAAUGGCUUAUUUUCUGUACAAAAAGGCUUCUGUUAGUUGUAUGGGUAUUUUAGAUUAUGAUGGAGCGCGCGAAACAUAUGCGAAAGUAAUUGAAGCUUUAAAGCAAGCUAGGGAAAUGUAUGAAUCUCUUGUUUUAAAGGAAUUGUAGUUAAGUUAUCGUACAUUUCUUUCGAAAUAGUUUCAAUCCCUUAUUUAUGAUUUUAUUCCAUUUGGUUUUGACAUUUUCUUAAUAUUCAGUUUAUAAUUAAUUAAAUACAGAUUAUCUGUCAAUAAUUAAAUUUUUAAUAAGAAUAGGUUCUCUAUAUUCUGUUGUAAAUACUUUAUAUAUAAAAAGGAUUGAAAUGUAUUGUUUUUUGCAUUAAAUUUUAUACAUACAAAUGUUUAUAUUUUUGGAAUUUAAUAUAUUUAAUGAAGCAUAAUGUUAAGUG